Messenger RNA from Aphanomyces invadans, 3177 nucleotides. RefSeq lists its product as hypothetical. The transcript is spliced from 7 exons. Gene Ontology annotation, biological process: peptide catabolic process. Bases 35 to 2989 code for a protein of 984 amino acids. NCBI's taxonomy places the organism in Eukaryota, Oomycota, Saprolegniomycetes, Saprolegniales, Verrucalvaceae. Gene Ontology annotation, molecular function: metalloendopeptidase activity; metal ion binding. Gene Ontology annotation, cellular component: mitochondrion; cytosol. The record is from RefSeq and is a predicted model, not a curated record.
CCGGAUAUCAGACAAGUUCCUCAUCAAGACGUUGAUGCGGCCGUCCGCCUUUUGGUCUCGAGGUGGCAGCAAGUGGUGUAAUGGCAUCGAGGUGCCAUUCCAGGACACACGAUUGUAUCGUGCUCUGACUCUCCCGAACCAUCUACAAGUCCUACUAGUCAGCGACGCUACAACGGAGAAAGCGGCGGCUGCAAUGGCUGUGCAAGUCGGACAUCAGAGCGAUCCUGCCAACAUUCCUGGGCUCGCGCACUUUCUCGAGCACAUGUUGUUCCUUGGCACAGAAAAGUUUCCUGAUGAGACGUCGUACAAGAAGUUCUUGAGCGCACACGGCGGUCGAAGCAAUGCGUCCACAUCGGCGGUCGAUACAAACUAUUAUUUCGAUGUGGGGCCGGCCCAUCUCCAUGGAGCGUUGGAUCGGUUUGCCCAAUUCUUUAUUUCACCUCUGUUCACACCAACUGUAACCGAACGUGAGAUGCAUGCCGUGGACGCCGAAAAUGCCAAGAACUACCAAAACGACGCGCGGCGACUGUACCAGCUGAGUAAAUCGUUGUCAAACCCAGUGCACCCCUUUCACAAGUUUGGAACGGGUAACUUGACGACUCUCGGGCAUCGUCCGCGAGCACAAGGCGUGGAUAUCCGCAAAGAGCUUUUGGCGUUCUACGACCGGCACUACUCUGCAAACGCGAUGAAACUCGUCGUGUACGGCAAAGAAGACUUGAACGUGCUCGAAGACUGGGCCACGACGCUUUUUUCACCCGUGGCAAACAAUAGCGUCGAGUCGCCACGUGUCGCCGACGGCUGCCAUCCCUACGAACAGCCUCAGCAAGGUCGUGAAAUCCAAGUCGUCCCAGUAAAGGACGUGCGUUUGCUUGAACUGUCGUUCCCCCUGCCUCCGGUUCGGGCACAAUACUUGACGAAGCCGCACCGUAUGCUCGCGUACCUGUUCGGGUACGAAGGCCAUGGGUCCCUCUUGGCGUAUUUCAAGGCGAUGGGUUACGCCAACUCGCUCACGGCUGGGCUCACCAAGGAUUUCUCCGACUGGGCCAUGUUCUCCAUCAAGAUCACCCUCACGGACGAGGGCGUUGCCAACUAUCAAACCAUGGCUCAGGCGUGCUUCCACUUCAUCAACCUCGUGUCUGCAGCGCCGCCCGAUCUACUCGCGUCAUAUUUUGAGGAGGCUCAGGCCCUCGCGAACCUUCGUUUUCGCUUUCGCAACCAAGAACAGCCGAUCCACUACGUUUCGUGGCUGACAUCCAACAUACAAACGUUUCCUGUCGAAUCCGUCAUCGUUGGUCCGUCCCUCCUGGACCACCAUGACGAUGCAGGCGUCCGCAGUCUGCUCAAGCUCAUGGACCCAUCUCGUGUGCGCUUGACUCUCGUCAGCAAAACAGUCACGCCAGUGGCGACCGAACCGUGGCUGCACGCAGCGUAUUCCGACUCGCCGUUGCUUGUUGAAUCGGUCGAUCCGUCGUUGCUGUCUGACUCGUCGGCCCUCUACCUUCCACCCCCAACCAACCCUUUCAUUCCCCUGUCGUUUGACCUGAUGCCAUCGUCGUCGACCGCGUCGUUCAAAGACAUGCACGUACUCCGCGACGAUCACCAGUGCCGUCUCUGGCUCAAACCAGGCAACAGCUUUGGGAAGCCCAAGACAAGCCUUCGCCUCAAGUUCUACCACUCCCUCGUGUAUGCAUCGCCCAUGCACGCGGUCCUCACGGAAUUGUUUGCUUCAUGCGUUCGGGAUAAAGUUGCACAAGACCUGUAUGACGCCGACGUGGCCGGAAUGAAAGUAUCUGUGUCCACGUCCCCAACUGGAGUCACCCUGCACAUGGACGGCUACAGCGACACGCUGUCGCUGGUCGUGGCAAAGGUGCUCGAGAUUGUCGUUAAUCCGCGACUGAUGGAGCCGAGUUUCCAUCGUCUCAAGGACAAGCUCGUGCGGGGGUAUGCGAACGCAGCUCUGGACGAGCCUCAUGUCCAUGCGAUCCAAGUCCGGUCGUGGCACUUGACGACACCAGCAUGGUCAACGCCGGAAAAGCUGGCAGUGGCUGGGGGUCAUGGUUCCUCCGUGACGUGGGAGAGCCUCGUCGAGCAUGCGAUGGUGCUACUCCAGUCCGGGUUCACCGAGGGCUUUGUCUAUGGAAACGUGGAUAAGAGCCAGGCGCAGGAAUUAAUGGCAUGCGUGGACCGCGCGUUGCAGGCCGUUCGGGGCAAUACGAGCGAAUGGAUGGCAAGGUCCUGCGCACCGACUGUCGCCCCACCUCGCCGAAACAUCCGACUCGAUGGAAACUACGUCGUGCGCGAACGAAACCCAAACAAGUCCAACCCAAACGGGGCUGUGAAUGUGCUGUACCAGCUGGGUGAGGACUCGCCGACGAUGCGCGCGACGAGUGCUCUGUUGGCCCAAUUGAUCAAAGUGCCGUGUUUUUCAACGCUUCGAACCAACGAGCAACUCGGGUACCUCGUUUCGAGCGGCCAGUACAUUUCGCACAACGUGGUGUACGUGUACAUCAGCAUCCAAUCCAACAAAUACUCGCCGUUGCAUUUGCAAGCGCGCGUGGACGAGUUCUGCCGCGCGUUUCAUUCGCAGCUGCAACGAUCGCUGGUGGACGGCGACGACGAUUUUCAGCAACAUCAAGCCUCCGUGGUGGCACAGCUGGUGGAAGCGCCCAAGACGUACGAACAAGACUGUGACCGGUUGUGGCACGACAUCACAAGCGAAUCGUACGAUUUUGGACUUCGAGAAAAGGUCGCCGCGGUGGUGCCGACGCUAACGUUGGCAAGUGUCGUGGAUGUGGUCUAUGGCAGGUUGGUGAAUCCAGCGUCGAGGCAUCGAUUGAGUGUCCAGAUCUUCGCCCCCACCGACAACAUUCCGCCCCAUCCUGGCGUCGACGCAACUGUGAUUGGCGACCGAUCGCAAUUCAAGAAACGCAUGGGCCUCUUCCCCGCUCGCGCACGCCAUGCUGGAGUGGACCAUCCAGCAAAAUUGUAAAUGUCCAAGGCGCACAGUGUUCCACGCGGUUUUUUCGCUCAAUCGUGGACAUCUCGACCGCGAAUGAACACGAAACAGCGCUUGCUGACCGUACGUGGCUGACAAGCCUCCAUGCAACGACGCCUGGGAUGUAUACGCAGAUUGGGCUGGCAACAUGGUUUCGCGCGAAUGCGCCGAUUUUAUGGACA